AUGGCUACGAUCAACGUGUGGGAACCGGUCGUUGGAAACAGUGGCGAGUUGAGUCUUGCCCAAGUGUGGAUAACUUCGGGAGACUAUGAGACAAAAGAUCUCAACACGAUUGAAGUCGGCUGGCAGGUGUGCGAGGUGUUUUACAAGGACAACAAGCCAAGAUUGUUCAUUUAUUGGACGAACCAACUAUAUCCCCGAAGUGGAAACUGGUGGCUGCGUGUAGGCACCGACUUGGUAGGAUACUGGCCUAGGGAACUUUUCACCACUUUAGGCGAUCAUGCAAGGAAAAUCGAUUGGGGUGGAGAAAUCAUUGACUCAGAGAGCUUCGGACGACACACGAAGACGCAGAUGGGCUCAGGGCGUUUCCCCCAAGAAGGGUUUGGAAACGCGAGCUAUUUCAGGAACAUACAAGUGGUUGAUUACACUUGCAGCUUCCAGCCGACCCCUGAGUUGUUUACACAUGCAACAAGUACUGCUUAUUAUGACGUCAAGAACUUGCAUAGAGAUGAGUUGGGAACUCAUUUCUUUUAUGGAGGACCAGGAUUUGGCCAUACGCAUUCAGGGGUCGCUUUUGUGUAA
Camelina sativa (false flax) is the source of this 579-nucleotide messenger RNA. Its product is annotated as protein neprosin-like. NCBI's taxonomy places the organism in Eukaryota, Viridiplantae, Streptophyta, Magnoliopsida, Brassicales, Brassicaceae. The record is from RefSeq and is a predicted model, not a curated record.